Trichogramma pretiosum is the source of this 467-nucleotide messenger RNA. RefSeq names its product histone H2A. The record is from RefSeq and is a predicted model, not a curated record. The transcript has a single exon. NCBI's taxonomy places the organism in Eukaryota, Metazoa, Arthropoda, Insecta, Hymenoptera, Trichogrammatidae. Gene Ontology annotation, cellular component: nucleosome. The coding region runs from base 37 to 417 and encodes 126 amino acids. Gene Ontology annotation, molecular function: structural constituent of chromatin; DNA binding; protein heterodimerization activity.
UCGUUCGUAGCAGUUACUCACUCAAAACUAUUCAACAUGUCUGGACGUGGUAAAGGUGGUGCUGGCAAGGCUAAAGGCAAGUCGAAGACUCGUUCAACUCGUGCUGGACUUCAGUUCCCAGUCGGCAGAAUCCAUCGUCUGCUCCGUAAGGGUAACUACGCCGAACGUGUGGGAGCUGGUGCUCCAGUCUACUUGGCCGCCGUCAUGGAGUACUUGGCCGCUGAAGUUCUCGAGUUGGCUGGCAACGCCGCUCGUGACAACAAGAAGACCAGGAUUAUCCCAAGACAUCUCCAGCUGGCCAUCCGCAACGACGAAGAGUUGAACAAACUUUUGUCUGGAGUCACUAUUGCCCAGGGUGGUGUACUGCCCAACAUUCAGGCUGUGCUUUUGCCCAAGAAGACCGAAAAGAAAGCUUAAAUCAAUAUUGGUUUUUCGUCCACCACACAAUCAGCCCUUCUCAGGGCUAC